Macadamia integrifolia is the source of this 2180-nucleotide messenger RNA. Its product is annotated as ATP-dependent 6-phosphofructokinase 7-like. Gene Ontology annotation, biological process: glycolytic process; fructose 6-phosphate metabolic process. Bases 307 to 1914 code for a protein of 535 amino acids. The record is from RefSeq and is a predicted model, not a curated record. Gene Ontology annotation, cellular component: cytoplasm. Lineage: Eukaryota; Viridiplantae; Streptophyta; Magnoliopsida; Proteales; Proteaceae. Gene Ontology annotation, molecular function: ATP binding; 6-phosphofructokinase activity. The transcript has 13 exons.
UGGAGGAAUCCUGAUUCCCAUUACCUCGACCAAUACAAUAAUAAGCAGUUGACACGAGGCCUUUAUUUCAAUUUCUUCUGGAGCCUCAAGUGCGUAUCUACGAAAGCGAAAGGAAAGCCCUUCCCGUCCGUUCCGCUGCUUGGCUCAGCUUUUCCAUUUCUAUAUUUCCAUUUUGCCAGUUCACAUCACUGAUCAAGAUCGCCAUUGCUGAACUCAUCGAUCUUCUCCUUUUCUGUUGCUUUUGAUUAAAAAUGGCUUCUUCCACUCUUACAUCUCCUUCGAAGAAACCCUUCACUGCUUCUUUCGAUGAAAUCCAUCUCUAGUUAUUCUUCCAUCGCUGCUCCCAAAUUUCGCUGCUUCGAUCCUUCUAAUUCUCAUUAUUCUACUUCCAAUUUUAAUAACCAUUACGCAAACUCUUUUUCUUCUCUUAUAAAUUCCAAUUCAAACUCCAACACUACCGCUUCAGGAGGCUCCAUGGGUUUCUCGAGCAACUCAGAACAGAAGAUGGUCACCGCCGAUGGCGGAUAUGUUCUCGAAGAUGUUCCUCACUUGUGUGAUUACAUCCCCGAUCUCCCUACCUAUCCCAAUCCAUUGCAAGACAAUCCUGCAUACUCGGUUGUGAAGCAAUACUUUGUCAACGUGGAUGAUACUGUUACCCAGAAGGUUGUCGUACACAAGGAUAGUCCAAAAGGAACACAUUUUCGACGUGCUGGACCACGUCAAAAGGUGUAUUUUGAGUCCGAUGAAGUGCAUGCCUGUAUAGUAACAUGUGGUGGUCUUUGCCCUGGGCUUAAUACAGUGAUUAGGGAAAUAGUUUGUGGGCUUUACCACAUGUAUGGUGUCAACAAAGUACUUGGGAUAGAGGGAGGAUACAGUGGCUUCUACUCUCGAAAUACUGUUCCUUUAACACCGAAGGUUGUCAAUGACAUUCAUAAACGUGGUGGCACUAUCCUUGGAACAUCACGAGGAGGCCAUGAUACCUCAAAGAUUGUGGACAGCAUUCAGGACCGUGGCAUUAAUCAGGUGUAUAUCAUUGGAGGAGAUGGGACUCAAAAGGGGGCGUCUGUUAUUUUUGAGGAAAUUAAAAAGCGUGGUCUCAAAGUUGCAGUUGCUGGAAUCCCGAAAACAAUUGAUAAUGACAUAGCGGUUAUUGACAAGUCAUUUGGUUUUGACACUGCGGUUGAAGAAGCUCAGCGUGCCAUUAAUGCGGCACAUGUUGAAGCUGAAAGUAUUGAGAAUGGUGUAGGCGUUGUGAAGUUGAUGGGUCGCUAUAGUGGGUUCAUUGCAAUGUAUGCGACUCUUGCCAGCCGAGAUGUAGACUGUUGCUUGAUUCCAGAAUCACCAUUUUAUCUUGAAGGACCGGGUGGGCUUUUUGAAUUUAUGGAGAAGCGACUUAAAGAACAUGGGCACAUGGUUAUCGUGAUAGCUGAAGGGGCUGGACAAAAUCUUGUUUCUGAAACCAUAAAGUCCUUGGGUCAGCAGGAUGCUUCAGGAAACAAGUUACUCCAAGAUGUUGGUCUGUGGAUAUCCCAGAAUAUCAAGGAUCAUUUCAAAAAAAGACAAAAAAUGCCCAUCAAUCUCAAAUAUAUAGAUCCUACAUAUAUGAUCCGUGCCAUUCCAAGCAAUGCAUCCGACAAUGUCUACUGCACACUGCUUGCUCAUAGUGCCAUUCAUGGUGCAAUGGCUGGUUACACAGGCUUCACAGUUGGGCCUGUCAAUGGCAGACAUGCUUACAUUCCCUUCCAUCGUGUGACGGAGACACAGAACAUGGUUUGUAUAACUGACAGGAUGUGGGCAAGAUUGUUGUCAUCAACGAACCAGCCCAGCUUCUUGAGUGCAAAAGAUAUUGGGGAAGCUAUGAAAGAGGAAGAAGAACCACAAACACAACUCUUGGAAGGUGGAAACCAUGCGUGAGGAUGGCAAAUUGGAGAGCAAAGAGAACCAUCUAUAGGGGCUGUGUCCAUUUUUGGGGGGCUAUUUUGUUUUUCUCCAGGAAGCAGUUGAAUGUGAAUUCAUCUAUAAUGCUCCCGCUGACUAUUGGACGGAUUGUGAGUUUUUAUUUUUUUAUUAUUUUUAUCUUAUGGAACUGUUUUAUUAAUCUUGCCUUGUAACAUCAAGAGAUCCUUUGUGCUUGGCUGCACAGUUUUUAUUUAUCAAGUUAUGCCGUUUUUUUCCCCUUG